Molecule: messenger RNA, 612 nt
Organism: Emiliania huxleyi CCMP1516
Lineage: Eukaryota; Haptophyta; Isochrysidales; Noelaerhabdaceae
Exons: 1
Biological process (GO): intra-Golgi vesicle-mediated transport; SNARE complex disassembly; Golgi to plasma membrane protein transport
Cellular component (GO): Golgi stack
Molecular function (GO): ATP hydrolysis activity; ATP binding
Source: RefSeq, a predicted model, not a curated record
GACGCGCUCUCCGGCUCGGUCGGCGGCCUCGAGGCGCAGCUCGACGCGAUCGUGCGGCGGGUGCUCGCUUCCCGCGCUGACCCAGCUGCCGCGCGCCGGCUGGGCAUCUCGCACGUGCGCGGCAUCCUCCUCUCGGGUCCUCCCGGCUGCGGCAAGACACUGCUUGCGCGCGAGCUGGCGCGGUCGCUGGGCGCGCGCGAGCCGCAGGUGGUCAACGGCCCCGAGAUCCUCGACAAGUUUGUGGGCGAGGCGGAGGCCAAGGUCCGCGAGCUCUUCGCGCCGGCCGAGGCGGAGUGGGACGCGGCCGGCGACGCUUCGGCGUUGCACGUCAUCAUCCUCGAUGAGAUGGACGCGAUCGCCAAGAAGCGAGGCUCCGCGAGUGGAGAUGCGUCCGGGGUGCGCGACUCUGUGGUGAACCAGCUCCUCUCCAAGAUGGACGGCGUCGUCGAGGCGGGAAACGUCCUCGUCGUCGGCCUCACAAACAGGCCCGAGCUGCUCGACGAGGCCCUCCUCCGGCCCGGCCGGCUCGAGGUGCAGCUGAAGGUGGAGCUGCCCGACGCCGAAGGGAGGAGGGACAUCCUCCGCAUCCACACGCGCGCGAUGCGCCAGAAC